Molecule: messenger RNA, 6560 nt
Organism: Equus quagga
Lineage: Eukaryota; Metazoa; Chordata; Mammalia; Perissodactyla; Equidae
Gene: DRC10
Product: IQ motif containing D
Exons: 9
Coding region: 5031-6404 (457 amino acids)
Molecular function (GO): protein binding
Source: RefSeq, a predicted model, not a curated record
GUGGCACUGGUGUCAGCUUCCUUCUGCAGAUGAGGAAGCCGAGGCUUGGAGAGGGGAUGCCAAGAGCCCAAGGUCCCAGAGCAGUAAAUAGCAGCACUGGAUUCCAAUUCAGCUGAUUCCACUUGCCCAGAGGCUGAUCUGCGGCUCGUGUAGUCGAGUCUUCAUCAUCCUUUGCUCUCCCCACUCCUGCCGCAGAGCCAGACCCCCAGAAUUUACUCCAAGGGCCACAGACUCAAACAUCUACAGGCCCCAGAGACUCAGCUCCCUGAGUGCCAUCGCUCUGAAGCUUCUCCCGCCGCCGCUCCCUCCCGAAUCCAGAAGACCACCAUCAACUCCUGCCACGUUCCACCCCCUGGGGAGCCGCUCCCACCUCCACCCCGCCCUUACCCUCCCCUCCUCUAAAUCCUUCCGCGGGUAUCAAACACGCUGCAAAAGCCGCCUGUUACACGCUCGUGUGUCUCACUGCACACGCUCGUGUCUCACUGCCAGCCAGACUGUGAACCCUUCACAAGCCACAACGACGUCUGCUGCGCCUCUUGUAAGCCCCACGGCAGUUGUGCUCAGGGCUUGAGAAAUACGUGCCGGCCAGCUGAGAAACUCUACGGAGCUUUUCAGUUGACCAGAAAGUAAUGAUUAAAAGAAGAAUUAGAAGACCAGGUAUUGAAUUAUUACUUUUUUUAACUUCUGAUGCCCACUUGAAUCUUUAUGACACAUCUCAAAACCAAAGCUAAAAAAAAAAAGUCCCAGCCAGCUUGGAUCAAACAGCGGAGAAAGAGAAGAUGGUCGUAAGGUUGCACAAGCUGCAGAGCAGAAGAAGGGGAACCCGGCCCUCUAGCAGAGAGAGAGAGAAACGAACUACAACAGGGAGGAAGGGAGGAAUAAACAGACACGGAGACGACGGGGUUCCUGGGAGAUGGGCCCCUGUUCCAGCCGCUUGUCCUCACCAGCCUGGCCUGGCUCCACACUGCCACCCUCCAGCUCCAGGCUUGACGCCAAAGAGCUCUGCUUCCUGGCGUGGGCACACCGGUCAAGAGGCUGAGUUCUGGAGUCGGAGGACCCGGGUUCAAAUGCUGCCGCUGGCACUUCUGGGCUGCACGACCUUGGCCAAGUUUCAGCUUCUCAGAGCGUCAGUCUGCUCUUCUGUCCGAUGAGGACACUGGAAGCAUGGAUGGCAGGGCUCUGCUGGGAGGACCAGUGAGAGAUGCACACGCAAACUGCUUUCGGACGCCAUCUGCGCAUGACGGGGCUCAGUGCCCGUGAGCUGUUAUUUUUAUUGCGUACAACCUUACUCAGCUUGGACUGACGGGGAAAGAAGGAGAGAGUCAGGAGAUGUCGAAACCAGGAACUUCACCCAGCAAAGGGAUAAAGAAUGGAGAGCUGUCCCCAGAGCUCCUUGAGCAUGAAGGUGGGAUGGGGACGGUCUUGGGACCAGCGUCCCUCCGGGGCUUGAUCCCACGGUGCUCCUCUGAAGAGCAUGGGUUUCGUUCCCGCGCUUCCAUGCUGUAAUUCGAGGCAGCCCCGGGAGGGCCCUGCGACCAGGAGCCACUGGAGGCACCAGACCUGGCUGGGAGCCGUCAGAGCCCUCCCGUGCUCCCUCCCUGACCUGGAGGCUGAGGAGUCGACUGUUCUGGCUCAUGAAGUGCUCUCAGAGUAAAUGGGAACUCAGACCCCCCGAAGGUGGGGGGUAAAGUACAGCGGCAGGCGCUCCAGCCGCACCCAGCUGCCACUACUGCCAUUUCCAGGCGGCAGCUUCCUGCAUGCGGAGGGGAGAGAUGGCGUUUCAUGGCGGGGGGCCCGAGGCAACAGACAGGAUCCCCCGUGAAGACUCGGAGGGUUGAGGGAGUGAAAGGCUUUAAGUCUCGUUACGAGGCUGGAACCCAGCAUGCCGGGUGCUUGCUCAUUUUAAUUGGUGCCUCUGCCGGCCUGGUGGCACCCAGCGCUCUGCCUCGGCGCAGCCCUAAGAAAGCCAGGGGAGUGGCUCCGGCAGAGCCAAAUGCCCGAGCUCCCUGGGAGGCUGUGAAAUCUAACUGCUGUUUCGUCUCCAGCUGCUGUGCUGUCUCCGCUUCCCGACUCAGCGGGGGCCACCCACCGUGCCAGGAAAGCGGCAAAAAGGAUUCGGAUCUCGGCCUGGGUUCAAGACCCCUGCUCAGGCACCAAGAUGUUCCCGAGAAGAAGCCCAGUCUCUGGCCGUGACAAUAACACUGUGACUGGCUGCGCACUUACCACAGGCAUCACACAUGAGCUCUCGCUGAAUCCCAGCACCUCUCCUGGGAGACGCCAUCACUCUCCCACCGUCCAGAUGAGGAGCCCGAGGCUUGGAGAAGUAAGCUCCGUACUCAGCCAGGAUUGAAGCCUGGAGCUUGACUCUGGAGCCUGCGAGCUUAACCACCCCACCACCCAGGGCAUCACAGGGGCCAGAAGCUCGGCAAGGCCCCGGGCUUCACUGUUUGGCAGAUACACUGGGGAUGCUCCAUCAGAGACAGAACCGUGGGCAUGGAUCUUGGCAAUGGACAGCCCACCUUGGGGUCGACCACCCUUGGGUAUAUGGCCCCACUGCUCUUUCCCACCUCAUCCUGGCUACACCUGCCCUAAGGCCAACAGCUCUGCUCCCCUGGACCGAGCCUGGGCCAGCUGGCUCUGGCUGCAUGAAGCCUGUGGCCCCGCCCAUUGCUAGACACCGCACUGGGUCCUAAGUAACUCCCGAUGGCGUCCUGGGCCUCAGGGUGAAGAGGAAGGCGGUUCCUCUGCUCUGUCACCUUAGGCCUCAUCCCUGCACGGCCUGUCACCUGGAAACCACGAACCACCAGCACCAAAGGAGCCCAUGAGACCAAGGGCCCUGCGGAAGCCUCAGCCACCUUUGGGACCCCAUCCCUUCUUCUGCCCAGAACAGGCGUAAAGUGCAGGCCCAUUUUCGGCAGCUGUGGGUUUAAAGGCAACGGGAAGGCAAAAGCUGAGUGUGGCCACAAUUCCCGUGGAAAACCCCUUGCACUGCCUGCAACGUUCAGGCUCUGUGGCCUAGUGGCGUCUAGACCCCAGCCUGGUGCGCACAACGCAGACCGUGGGCUUUCUCGAGACCACACUGUCCAAUGCCUGCCCCGCUGAUGUUUUCAAGGUGAUUCCUAAUUUGCAGGCUUUAAAUACCUCUGCGCAUCCCUGCCUCCUUUAUCAACCUGACACCUUCUGCCUGUGAGUCAGCCAUUAGCAUUUCGGCAGCCACUCUCUCAGCCCAGAGAUGUCUGAGUCUUGGAAAAAAUCCAUCCUUGCCCAAAUAAGGAAAAGAAAUCCAAACUCUCCAGUUUCCUGCAGGGAAAAUGCCCCAGGAUAGGGCGAAAGGUCACAGGCACCAGAGCCAGGUUCCUGGGCACCGGCAUCUGAGGAAAGGGCAGGACGCUAUGGGCUGACUUGUGUCCCCUAAAACUUCUAUGUUGAAGUCCUGACCCCCAGGACCUCACAUGUGGCUGAAUAAUUUGGAAACAGAGACUUUAAAGAGGUGAUUCAGGUAAAAAAGGUCAUAGGGGUGGGCCCUGAUGCAGUCUGACUGGUGUCCUCAUAAGAAGUGGUCGGGACACAGACACACAGACCAAGGGACGAACACGCGAGGACACAGUGAUAAGGCAGCCGUCUCCCAGUCAAGGAGAGAGGCCUCAGAAGAAAGCAGCUUGCUGACCCCUUGAUCUGGGGCUUCCAGCCUCCAGAACUGUGAGACAUACUGCUGGUGCUGAAGCCCCCAGUGUGUGGUGUUUUGUCCUGGCAGCCCCCGCACACUAAGACAAGGAGAAUGUAGGUGCAGAGCCAGAGGACGGCACGGUGACAGCUGCUGGGUCAGGGCGGGGCCCAGCGCCAUCAAGGCUCACGCCCUUAGAAAGCUGGCCCAGCCCUCAGUGGGUCACGCCCGCAUAGCUGCCGACUCAGCUGAAGGGCUCUGUGUGCAUCCUGCCAGCUCCUUGAUCCCUCAGAGGGUGGGACCAGCUGUAGACGGUGGGGGGAGGGGCGCGCAGCACCGGGGCACGGUGAUGGCUGCUCCAGGACAAUCAGAGAAAUGAGACUCAAACCACUGCUUCAGAGAAGAGGCGGGAGGAGAUGCUGCCCAUCUCUGACGAGGCUCCUCGGACAACCACUCCCAGGGGCUGCAAGGCCCCAGAAACCCACCCAGCUCUGUCUUGACCAUGAUUUGUUGAGUGCCUUCUACUGCAGACAGCGAGCUAGGAGGCGCAAAGAUGAACGGAACUCAGGGCCUCGCAGGUGGUCAGAUGGCUGAACAAGUAAUUACAGCUCAGAAGGCUGCUUGUAGGGCUAGAUCUGGACACCAAAGCAGACAAGGGCAGCGAGUAAUGAGCCUGCCCGGAAGGGGCGUCAGUGAAGGCUUCAAAGAGAUGGGGUCACCAGCAGGGUUUUCAAGACGGAACUGGAGCUCGUGAGCAAACAAGAGGCUGGGACAGGCAUUCCACAGAGUCACCAGCGAGGCAGAGAGGUUACAAAUGCACCAGGAUUCACAGACCUAGAAGGGUGUGACGCUGGGGGCUAAGGCAGGAAAUGUGGCUGGUCAGGCAAGAAGGCGCUAGAACACACAGGCCUCGGACGCAGCUAAGGAGCUUGGCCUACAUGCUGCAGGGGGUGGGGAAGGCCCUGGGGAGCUUCACGCCGGGGAAACGACCAGCCCUGUGGCUCUCAACCGGGGUGAUUCUGCACCCCAGAGGACACUAGCAACAGACGGAGACAUUUUUGAUUGUCACAACUUGGGGGUGGAGGUGUCAGCAGAUGAAGGCCAAGGAUGCCGCUAAACAUCCCACAAGGCACAGGUGAGACCCAGCACAACACAGAAACACGCGGCUCAGAAUGUCAACAGCGCUGCUGUGGAGAAAUCCUAAUUCUCCAAUGUCCUCACUUUACAGAUGAGGGAACUGAGGCUCAGCGGCGUUACCUGAACUGGCCUCUUGGUUCCUAGGGGAUAAUAAAAGCAGGAGACCCAUCUAGUCUCCCAAAGUCUCAACCUCCCAGGGCGUACAAAGACAAGCAAGGCUGCUUAUCAAAUGGCUUUAGACGUCCUCACCGUGGAACCCCUCCACCAAGGCCCUGACAUCAACAGAAUAAGGCUGAUGACAGAGCCAUCCAAGAAGCCAGCCUCGCCGCCAAACCUCUUGGUCCCAUCUAGUACCAAACUUACCACCAUCGAGGCCAAGAGGAUCAUGUCCGUGCUGGAUGAGACCAUCCACAAGGUGCAGUUGGUGACGCUGCUGUCACAUGUGGCCUCCGGCGACAAGGAUCUGGAGAGGAUGUUGGGAGAGGGCAUCAUGAAGGCCGUGAGAGAGCAUGAGGAGCUGUGCCAGCUCCUCCUGGACAACGUGAGUUACCUGCAGCGUAAAGAGAGGCAGGUGCAGGAGGAGGAGGAGCUGGAGGAGGAGCGGGUGCUCUGGGACCGCCGCCUCUCCAUAGAGCUGCAGAAGUCUGCCCUCCUCCCGCUGAAGAGGCAGGUCAGAGAGUCCACCAAGAACACCCUGAGACUCCUGCUCAGUAACCCCCAGGCGGCCAGCCUCCUGCAGACGCAGACGCUGGGCCGAAGAGCAGGCGCCCAGAGGCUCGUCGACAGCCUGAUGGAGCUGCGGGGCUUCCUGUUUGAGAAGCUCCUCACCAGCCCCAUGGAAGCCAGAGACAAGGCCCAGUUCAUACAGGACAUCAGGAAACAGAACAGGAGGAACCAGGAAACCAUCAACGACCUUGAAAGGGAAUUGGCAGCCAGCAUGAAGAACAGGGACGCGGAGGUGGAGAAGGAGAACUUUGUGAUCCAAGAACUGAAAAACCACCUGCAGCAGGUGCUCAGGUUCUCGGACAGCAGCCUGCUGCGCACCAAGCAGGAGGCGGAGAAGCAGCAGAAGGCGGACUUCCGAGCCUCGCAGGCCAGGGUGGCCAAGAUCCAGCAGGAGCUGCUGCUGCUGCGCUCGCAGUUCCACAGCCUGGUCAUGGAGAACCGGGAGGCGGAGCAGGCGCUGAGGAAGAAAUAUAAAGUGGAGACGGAAAUCGAGAACUGGAUCCAGAAAUAUGACAUGGAUAUGGGCGAGAAGCAGGACGAGUAUGAGGAACUAGACUCCGUCUACAAGGAGGAGAAGGCCCAGCUGGAGGAGCUGAAGCAGAAGCACGACGUGCUGAUGGAAGAGUUCAACCAGAUCCGGGCGGAGCAGGAGAUCAACUCCAGGAAGCGGAUGGAGGCCGAGCAGGAGCUGGUGCGCAUGGUGCGGGCGGCCACCGUCAUCCAGGCCGUGUGGAAGGGCUACCUGGUCCGCUCCCUGCUCAGGUCCAAGAGGAGGAAGCGGAGCAAGAGCAAAGCCAAGGACAAGAAGGAGAAGGGCAAGAAGAAGGACAAGGACAAGGACAAGAAGGGCAAGGAGAAGGGCAAGGGCAAGAAAUGAGCGCCAGACCGGCCCCCGCGGGCACUCACCACACCCCCGCCUCCCAGAGAGCCGCCCAGGAAGCCACCAGAAUGGGGAGCCCUGUGAUUCGUGGCUUUAACGCUUUUUCAAAACCAAAAACCAUUGUAAACCACAUGCUACGAAUAAACCUCACUG